Molecule: messenger RNA, 2922 nt
Organism: Sphenostylis stenocarpa
Lineage: Eukaryota; Viridiplantae; Streptophyta; Magnoliopsida; Fabales; Fabaceae
Source: the annotation of a GenBank genome assembly
AUGUCUUUUGUGGAUAACAUUAUUGUACAUUGUUUCCAUAAAGUAGAGAAGAACCCUUUGCCUUUUGUUUUCUUUGGACUGUCGGUGGUUUUGGGGAGACUUGCAGAAAUGAAUGAUUCCACGGUGAAGAACUUGGCCAUCACGGAGAAGAAGUUGCCGCAGAAGCCUGGAGGUUGUGUUGGCAUUUUCUUUCAGCUUAUCGAUUGGAAGAGGAAACUAUCCAAAAAGAAGCUCUUCUCCAAGAAGCUUCUUCCUCCCGCUCGUGCCAAAAAAUUCAAAGGGGAUGAAAAGAUGCCAAAUUCCAAGAUUCACUUGAUUGCUAAUGAGAAUAGUGGAGGUUUCCCCAGUGCCAAAAAAGGUGGGAAUCAUGGUGCAGAUGUAGAGCAAAGGAGUGAAAUGCGAGUUCCAAGUCUGGUUGCCAGGUUGAUGGGUCUAGAAUCUAUUCCAACUGCUCAGCGAGAUAAGUCCAAGAAAGCCUUGUGUGCUGAUGGGAAGAAGGAGUCUUUGGGUGACCAUUGUGAGUUGGAUAGGCAAGGCAUGGAUUUGGAGAUGGGAGUUGUGAAGCAUGAUUCAAGACCUCAAAAGCUUCAGAAAACUGGGUCCUACGAGAGAAGGGCAGUGACUAGGUUUGGAUCUGAGGCUUUCCAGAUUAAGAGUGUAUUAUCCCGAGGAAGAAAGUAUCAUCACCAUCAUCAUCCCAAGCUUGCUUCUUCUUUGAAAAGCCCGAGAAUUCCUUCUGGAAAGAGUGCUUCUCGAAGCUCUAGGUUAAUAGGUGCAGCAACUAAACUUUUGGAACCUGGGCUGCAGAGCAGAAGUAGGGCUAAAGGUUCUCUUACAUAUCCUGCUUCCAUGUAUACUCCUAAGACUGGCAUUGUGACAAGUGAUGUGCAAAAUCAAUCUUGUUAUGAAGCCGGUUCAUGCAAACAAUUGAUGGGGCAGACCUCUUGCAAAAACUGUGGUAAUUUGCUAGAUGUUGUUGACUGCAAGCUUGAGGUUGGGGGACAACCAUUGGAUCCUCAGCCCAUGGUUUCAGAUGUGAUCACAGCUACCUCUAUGGUAUCAUCAGAGAAGAAGGGAAAGUCAUUCACUUCCCAUGGACAUGACAGAGAUGUAGUUCUUCUGAGAAGUCAGGAAAAGCUUAUAUCUCUUGAUACUGAAGAGAAGGGAAAACAUAAUGUACAUAAUUCAUGGAGUGAACCUACUGUCAGAAGAAUUUCAAUGCCCCAUGAUGGUCUACCUAAAUGGAAUUCAUCUUGUCAACCAUCAAGGACCCUAGAGGAUGAUGCAUCUUCUUUUCCCUUAAAACACAAAACUCAAACACAAGAGCAGAUGAUAAGCAGUGAAAGAUAUUCAUCUGGAUCUACACUGAGUGAUAUGCAAGUAAAAAGGGUAUCAUCAUCUACCACUACUACGAAUGGGGGUAAAGAUUUUGUUUCUAUGAAUAGAAGUCUUAGUGGUCGAACAAGGACAAGAUCACCAACCAAAGAGGAUAGUUCCAAAUUUGACUUAGAAAGAAAACCUUAUAAUCGACAGCAUAGUUCCUUGUCUCACGUAAGGACAUUAGAGAGAAAAAGAAGGAUACCAAAUGUCACACAACUAGAAGGCACGGGUUCUGUUUAUUCAGUUGGUGCAAAACAUAGAAAUCUCCAUUCUAGUGGAUUGGGUGGCAAAAGGAGGGAUUUUAAUGCUUCCUCCUUGAACAAUUCUGUUGUAAAAAAUAAGCAAGUUGCUCAAGGAGAAAGAAUUAUUAAGGUUAAUGACAACAAGAUCAAUGAUGUAGUGUCAUUUACAUUUAAUUCUCCUCUGAAGCAAAAGGUAGGAAUAACUGUUGAGAGGGAAGAGACAAGCAGUGACAAAGAGAGUAUCCAAAGGCCUUCACCAUUGAGAGUUGAUGCUUUAGGUGCCUUUCUAGAACAAAAAUUGAAAGAAUUAACAUCUCAAAGAGACGAAGAGUUGGCCACAGGUGCUCUACCAAAGAAAUCAAGUGCCAUGAUUCUUCAAGAGCUGAUAUCUGCUUUAAGUUCAGAGCAUUUGAUCUGUCAUGAUGGUCAUCAUCACGUGUUUAAUGAAAACGUUGGUUUGCAUUAUGGGGAAAAACAAGAAAGGUUAUUAGGAAGAACCUCUUGCAAUGGUAAUCAUCUCAGUCCUGGAUCUGUUUUGGAAGCUUCCUUUUCUUCCAGUAGUCUGGAUGAAAGCUCAGGGCACGGUUUUCACCCUGACUCCAUGAAUCACUCUUAUUAUGGUCAGCUAGAACAUGAUACUGAACUUUCAGAUUCUGCAACAUCCUUUACCAAAGGGAGGAUAGGUGAGAUACUGAGUGAUCUUGUCAACCAACUUCCCAGGGCAUUGGAAAGUUUGCACACUUUUGGGACAGUAUUAACAAUAAGCAAGCUAAACCAUAUGAAGGAUAUUUUCUUGCAUGCUGAGUUGGUGCUUGGAAUUACAACUGAUCGCAGAGAGGAUGAAGGGCCCCCACAACUUAUAAUUUAUCAGUUUCUCGUUGAUGAUCUUGAGAGUAUGACGAGUGAUCCCAUGUGGGCAGAUGUGGGUUGUGAGGAUUCUAAACAGAGAAAGGAGCUUAAGGGUUUUCUCCUUGAUUGUAUUGUAGAAUAUCUAGAAUCAAACUGCAGCCAAUAUUUCAACUCUGGAUUCAGGGCAUGGACAAAGCUACCUUUAUGCAUGAGAGCUGAGAUGCUGGCUCAAGAGGUCAAGAGGGAGAUCAACAAGUGCUUAUCUAUGGCUGGGAUGGUACCUGAUGAAAUAAUAGAAUGGGAAAUGAGCCACUCCUUGGGGAAAUGGACAAACUUUGAUAUUGAAGCAUUUGAGGCUGGUGUUGAUGUAGAUGGUGAUAUACUUCAAACUUUGGUUGAUGAAGUUGUUGAAGACCUUGUGAGUUGCAAACACGGUUCCAUUUCCUUCUAA